AUGGCAGGAAGGCUGAAGUCUCAGAUCCAAGUUCUAACUAUAGGAAUUCUGCUGGCAUUCAGCGGCGCAGUGGAAAUUGAUCCUCCAAUACAGAUCAACCUGACCAUGGAUUCACCGGUAGAUAUCCAAUCUCGUAACUACCCCGCCAAAUAUCCCGGCAAUUACGUCGACACCUGGCUCCUAGUCUCGCCUCCAGACACUCUCAUCAGUGUCAAAGUUUUGGAUUUCCAAACGGAGAAGCAUCCUGUUGCUCGUGACUUGCUGUACAUUGGGAAUGGACUGAACUACACGUCUACGGUGAGGUACAAUCUUCCUCGUUCAGCAGAAGCAGGAACGGCAGGAAUGGUUCUCCAAAUGAUCUCAUCAGGAUCGGAGAUGUGGCUGCAAUUCUCGAGUGAUUUUUUCUCGUCGUCGAAUGAGAGAGGAUUUCAGCUUCGAGUGCACACCAUCAACAACACAGAAUCUUGUUCGCCAGACGAGUAUAUUUGUAACGAGGUGAUAACGGUGUGUAUGGAUGAAUCGAUAGCGUGCGACGGCCCACCGCAAUGCAGCAACGGAGCUGAUGAAACCUUUUGUGAGCACUGUGGGCAGACGUCCAUCGACCUAUCACAGGGCGUCUUGUAUACUGUUUCGUCUCCAAAGCACCCAGACGAUUUUCCAUACGAGAUCCUCUGUCAUUGGCUGAUCAACGCCAGCGACGCGUCUUCGAUUUUGAUUUCAUUCGACGUCUUUCGCUUGGAAGAAAACAGGGAUCUUUUCUCGAUUGGGAUUGGUCACGACCCAGCUAACGAAAGCUCCAUUGUGCUCAUGCGCAGAGGAAGCGUCACUCCAAUAACCAUAGCAAUCCAAUCCAACCAAAUCUGGCUUGAAUUUAUGACAAUGGGAAGCUUACAUCUCCUGAGUCUGAUGCAGGUUACUCUUCAAGAAUUUCUACCGCAAGAUUGCGCUGAAGGGCUGGCGGCAUGUGAUUCUGGCCUGGAAUGCGUUCAGCAAACAGCCGUCUGCAACGGAUUUCCAGACUGCUCAGACCAGUCAGACGAAUUGAAUUGCGAUAAUUGCUCAGCCGCCGCUGAUACGUGUUCAUGUUUCAAAGAGUCAUAUUUCUGCAAUGGCGAGAAAAAUUGUGAGGACUAUUACGACGAACUGCGAUGCGCGACUUGUGGUGACCCGUUUAUUAAUCUCACGGGUGAUACUUCAGUCAACUUUUCCUCUCCCAACUACCCCUCCAAAUAUCCGCGAGAGCUAUCCUGUCUCUGGCUCGUCACUGCCCAACCGAACCACCGUAUCCUCGUCAACUUCGUGGACUUCAAACUCAAUGUUGAGACACUGUCGCUUGGCAACGGACACCACCCUGGCAACGCAUCCAGUCUGAUCCUGCGCCGCGCCGGAGCGACAUCUCCAAGAAUGGUCAGUUCUGAGGGAUCGACACUCUGGAUGACGUUUGAGACUUCAACAAAAACGAGUCUGUACAGGGGAUUCUUAUUGGAACUCUCGCAGUUUGUGGCAGUUGAAUGUAGGAUGAAUGAGUUCGCCUGUGAUUCUGGUCACCAGUGUGUGGAGAAUUCCAGUCGAUGCGAUGACAUCACGGAUUGCUGGGAUUUCUCGGACGAAAUCGGCUGCGAAUCAUGUGACGUCGACAAGCUCCCAUGUAUGGAUGGCGUGUGCGUGGAGCAUGAUGGGAUAUGUGAUGGUUACGCAGAUUGUGAAGAUUUCACCGAUGAAACUGGGUGUGGAACCCUUUGUGGCAAACGCAACAUCUUACUUACUACAGAGGCACCCACAUACCGAUUAUCAAGCCCCGAUCUCGAUUCAACGAAUCUACAAUAUCCACCAGGGUAUUCCUGCCUGUGGAUCCUAUCCACUGAUCCACAACUACAAAUCGCUCUCAAAGUUGUGGACAUCAGCUUGAUCGGCCGAGGCGAGGACACCAUCCAAAUAGGAAACGGUCAAGAUCCAGCCAAUUCGACGAGCACCCUCGCCAUCUUGCAAGGAGCAGACGACACACCACUCGUAGGCAGAAGCUUCCUCUCUUCGGAAUCGAAGAUGUGGGUUGCCAUGGUUACAGCCUCCAAGGAAAUCAAGUUCGCAAAAUGGGGAAUGUUCGACUUGGACGUAACUCGACAUAAUACAUCAGGUGAAUGCAUUAAUGGUUCUUGGUGUCGACAUCAACCUAUUUGCGUCUCGGACUCAGCCGUAUGUGACGGAAUUUCAAACUGUGGUGAUUACAGCGACGAACAGCACUGUGCUCACUGCGGAGCCGAGUCGACAGAUGGUAUUAAUGUCGCAGACGGCGCGCCGUACCUGUUAACAGCUCGUCUGACCAGCCAAGGAGCCGAGUUUCCCCUCGGCAAAGAUUGUCUUUGGAUCGUCACCGCUUUAGCCGGUACCCGCAUCCAGCUCAGAUUCCUGUAUAUGAUACUCAUCUCCGAUACCAGCUACUUCAACGGCAUAUUGGUCGGUGACGGCACCGAUCCGAGCAUCCAAUCCAGUCUGCUCUUGAGACAUACGGGCAAAGUUGUUCGUCAGGUUGUGACUUCAUCCGGCUCCGAAGUUUGGAUCGUAGCCGACACGUUCCGGUUGCAGUUUGAAGAGGGUUUCUCUGUACUGUUGAGCCAAUUCAAUCAAACAGUCUGUGCCUCUGAUCAGUAUGCCUGUCCGUCUGGCUUGUUAUGCAUUGAACAGUCUCAGCGAUGUGAUGGGAUACCAGACUGUCCGGGAGCUGGAGAUGAAUUUGGAUGUGCCGAAUGUUCAUCCCAACAACUGUACUGUGAUGGAGGCAGGUGUGUUGAUUCGGAACAUAUCUGCGACCGGAAACAACUCUGUCAGGAUAGGUUAGAUGAACGAAUCUGUGCUCCCUGCGGCGACAGCAUCAUCACUCUACCACCUGAUCCCGACCAGCAAAUCAUCUUCUCUUCUCCUUCUUACUCCGUCGCCGACUACCCGUUCGAUAUGGACUGCGUCUGGUUCCUGACCUCCCCGGGCGGUUACUUCAUUCAAUUAGAGUUUCUCGACUUCAAGACAGAGGUGCACUUUGAUCAAUUCAGCGUGGGCAACGGCCACGAUUACAAGGAUGUCUCAUCGGCAAUCUUAAGCGGGAUUAGCGGAGAGGAAGCGCCCAGGAUUAUCUUGUCUGAUGACGAUCGGUUGUGGAUCAGAUUUACUGCGGAUCAUUUUGUGACAGAUCGAGGAUUUCAGUUGUUGAUCACACAGGUCAAUGAUACAGUUGAAUGCAAUGAAGCGGAGACGAGUUGCGAAUCGGGUCCUGGUAUCGUGUGUUUGCCUCACGAAUCGCGAUGCAAUGGACUUAUGUUGUGCCCUGAUGAAUCCGACGAGCAAUCAUGUGGAAUUUGUGGCUCCAACAUCAUCUACUUGUUCGACAGCGAUACUCAUAACCUAACCUCGCCUGGCUUCCCUGGUCAAUACCCUCCAAAUCAACCGUGUAGUUGGCGCAUUCAGACCAGUGACAAACCGGCCACCGAGGGCGCUAACGCCUGGAAAAUCUUGGCUUCCAUACAGAUAUUCGACUUGGAGAACCAGUACGACUAUCUAACGCUGUACAAUUGGGAUGAGGGCGGCGUGACAGAUCUGAUCGCCAGGCUAACUGGAAAUAUCAAGCUGACCACCGUAGUAUCGUCUGGCUACGCAAUGUUCAUCAAAUUUACAAGCGACAACACCGGAUCGGCAAAAGGAUUCAAGAUUCACUUCCAAGCUGUCAAUAAAACAAGUAAGUUUUGCACUGGAUCGGACUUUGACUGCAACGGUGAAGAAUUCUGCGUCAGUGAAGACGCCAAGUGUAAUGGCUUCAACGAUUGCCUGCGAUAUCAAGAUGAAACAGACUGUGCUGAAGUGAAUUGUCCCGGUAACUACAUGUGCGAUAACGAAAUCAUCAGUGAUGAUGAUUUGGUUGACUUUCAAUGCGUCACGCUCGAUCUGGUGUGUAACGGAAGAACCGAUUGCCCGGAACAUGACGACGAAGUGCAAUGUGACAAAAAGAAAUGCCCAAGUGACUGCAACUGUUACUAUGACAGCAACAGGUUGGUCAUCAAGUGUCUGGGAUCCUGGGAGCAGAGCACAGUAGAUAACAUGGCCAAAACAGUCGCUACACUGAGUCUGAAUGGCGGGAACGUGACGGUUUUAAAGAAAGGUACAUUCAAAGGAAUGAAUUCACUCCGCACAUUAUCCUUGAGUGACAAUAACAUUGUGACUAUUGAGACGCGUACAUUCGAUGGCCUGGACAAUCUGAUGUGGCUAGAGCUCUCCAAUAAUCAGAUCUAUGAACUGGAAAGUUACUCUUUUCAAGAACUUGGCUCACUUGAAGGAUUAACUUUUUGGAAUGUGCCGCUACAGCGGGUCAACGAUUAUGCAUUCACAGGGCUUGCCAAACUACAAAAACUUUCAAUCAUUCGUGGAGUCCUGGACAGUCCACUGACAGUGGCACCCAAGGGAUUCGAUGGCUUACACAGCUUACAAACAUUGUAUGUUGAUGACCAUCGUCUGUGUUGCUACUUCCCUGACGUUACAUGCACCUCCAUAGAGCCCCGCCCACCUCUCUUCAUGUGUAGUAACCUCAUGCCGAACCUGGCCCUGCGUAUCUUCAUGUGGAUCCUCGGAAUUAGUGCCCUGGUGGGUAACUUUGGCAUCAUGAUUUGGCGAUUCCGUGAGAAGAAUAGUAAGGCGAGUCGUCAGGUCCAUUCCUUCUUGGUGUUCAACCUGGCGGUGUCGGAUUUCUUCAUGGGCGUCUACAUGUUGAUCAUAGCUGCCGCUGACGUGCAUUACGGCGACGAGUACUUCAUGAGGGCGAGCGAAUGGCGUUCGACUGUAGCGUGUAAGGUAGCGAGCGCACUCAGUAUUCUCUCGAGCGAGGCAUCUGUCUUUAUCGUCACGGUGAUAACCAUUGACCGGUUUCUGUGUAUCCUGUUUCCGUUCAGUCAGUUUCAUCUUAGACGUCAUUCCUCCCGCGUCGUUUUAUUCAUAGUUUGGUUUGUUGCCAUCUCCGUCAGUCUUAUCCCAACACUUCUUGCGGACGAAGAAUCCAACGUCUACGGCCUGUCUGAUGUCUGUAUCGGUCUCCCGCUCCAGACAAGGGCAACCGACUUCGCCUCCACCACCCAAGACAUCGAGAGUCCGUUCUCCAACGAGACGUUUGACAUUCCGGUUGCUCUGAACUAUCAACCGUCCUGGGUGUUCUCCAUCGUUCUGUUCCUUGGUGUCAACUUUGUCUGUUUCUUAGUCAUCUUGGUGUGCUACGUUGUCAUCUUCAUCCAAGUUCAGUUGUCUCUGAAGCAGGUGAAUCGUCACAUACACAGACACGAGGAAAUCAAAAUGGCGGGUAAGAUGGCGAUCAUCGUCGGCACCGAUCUGGUCUGCUGGCUGCCCAUCAUCAUCAUGGGCAUCUUGGCCCAGUCGGGCGUGGUCACCAUUCCCGUCGAGAUGUACGCCUGGAUCGUCGUCUUCAUCCUCCCGAUCAAUUCCUCACUCAAUCCGUAUCUGUACACCAUCUCGUCUUGCGUUGCCGACCGCAAACGUGAAAAUAUGUCCACGGCAACGACCAAACGCAACGGAACGUUGGCAAUGACCAAUAGAGCAAACUUGGACAAGAGUGUUCAGUCACAAGGAAUCAGCGUGGUGGACUAAGUUUGUAUCCUCUCCGAGUGAUUCCUGUUUGCCAUUUCCCAGGUCUGUAUCGUGACUUUGGGCGUGAUCCCUGGCUGUAUGGCAUACGGGCUUAUGGUCUCUGACUAGGGCACCUGGAAUACGGAUAUAAUGAAUUAGGGAACCGCCAACGUAGGUCUGGAUAGCUCAGUUGGUAGAGCACCGGAAGGGUAAUCCGGACAUGUUCUAACACCACUGCAGUCAAUUUCUUUGUUCAACUUUACAAAUUAAAAUGUAAACUAGAGCUAUGCCUGUUCGCAUGGGCGUCGCCAGGAUUUUUUCUAGAGGGGGGGCAAAACAUAUUUUUCC
Molecule: messenger RNA, 5961 nt
Organism: Patiria miniata (bat star)
Lineage: Eukaryota; Metazoa; Echinodermata; Asteroidea; Valvatida; Asterinidae
Product: CUB and sushi domain-containing protein 3-like
Exons: 26
Coding region: 1-5634 (1877 amino acids)
Biological process (GO): G protein-coupled receptor signaling pathway
Cellular component (GO): membrane
Molecular function (GO): G protein-coupled receptor activity; protein binding
Source: RefSeq, a predicted model, not a curated record